Molecule: messenger RNA, 1587 nt
Organism: Malania oleifera
Lineage: Eukaryota; Viridiplantae; Streptophyta; Magnoliopsida; Santalales; Ximeniaceae
Product: fructose-1,6-bisphosphatase, cytosolic
Exons: 12
Coding region: 373-1398 (341 amino acids)
Biological process (GO): gluconeogenesis; fructose 6-phosphate metabolic process; sucrose biosynthetic process
Cellular component (GO): cytosol; cytoplasm
Molecular function (GO): fructose 1,6-bisphosphate 1-phosphatase activity
Source: RefSeq, a predicted model, not a curated record
GUCGGAGCCCACCACAACGUCCAACUUGGGACUCUGUGCAAAUCCGAUAACCGCCGAACACAGCACAGAAGACGACGGAGGGCGUUAUCCAACCCUCCCCAGUGACGACCACCAGCUCUCUCUCUCACGGCGGAGCCGCCACGUGUCGUCCGAACCUUCCACUGACAUCAGAUAGCCCCAUCCAUCCACCUCCCCCUUCCACUUCCGUCCUCUGCUGCCGUUUUAUUCGGACGCCAACUCCCACUUGUCUGCCACUUGCACGCCUUAGACACAGCAAAAUCCUUCAUCUUCUCGGAACCCUAACCCUAGGCCACGAGUGUCCGCAGGUAUAGCAGACGUUAAUUGAAGAGAGCUCUGGGAUUGGGAUUCGACAUGGAUCACGCAGCCGAAGCUUACCAGACCGAUUUGAUGACUCUCAGUCGUUACGUCCUCAAUGAGCAGUCCAAGCAUCCGGAGUCGCGCGGAGACUUCACAAUCCUCCUCAGUCACAUUGUUCUCGGAUGCAAGUUUGUCUGCUCUGCGGUUAACAAGGCUGGUCUUGCCAAACUUAUUGGACUUGCUGGGGAGACCAAUGUUCAGGGUGAAGAGCAAAAGAAACUUGAUGUGCUUUCAAAUGAAGUUUUUGUGAAGGCUUUGAUCAGUAGUGGCCGAACAAGCAUCCUUGUGUCUGAAGAGGAUGAAGAAGCAACAUUUGUGGAGCCAUUGAAGCGUGGAAAGUACUGUGUUGUUUUUGAUCCAUUGGAUGGAUCCUCUAACAUUGACUGUGGUGUUUCCAUUGGAACUAUAUUUGGAAUUUAUAUGUUGAAACAUGGUGGGGAACCCACUCUUAAUGAUGUGUUGCAACCUGGGAAGAACAUGGUAGCCGCUGGCUAUUGCAUGUAUGGAAGCUCGUGCACGCUUGUGCUGAGCACUGGAAAUGGUGUUAACGGAUUUACCCUUGACCCAUCUCUUGGGGAAUUCAUAUUGACUCAUCCAGACAUUAAGAUUCCAAAGAAAGGAAAGAUCUAUUCGGUAAAUGAAGGAAAUGCCAAGAACUGGGAUACUCCAACAGCAAAGUUUGUGGAAAGAUGCAAGUUCCCUCAUGAUGGUUCAUCACCUAAGUCUCUAAGAUAUAUUGGAAGCAUGGUAGCUGAUGUCCACCGUACAUUACUCUAUGGGGGUGUCUUCUUGUACCCUGCUGAUAAGAAGAGUCUCAGCGGAAAAUUGCGCGUUCUCUAUGAGGUCUUCCCAAUGUCAUUCUUGAUGGAACAAGCAGGGGGUCAGGCUUUUACCGGCAAACAACGGGCACUUGACUUGGUUCCAACAAAAAUACAUGAGCGAUCUCCGAUUUUCCUUGGAAGCUGUGAUGAUAUUGAGGAAAUCAAAGCACUCUAUGCUGCUGAAGAGAAUAAAAAAUAAUUGAAUAAAUUGCUCCCCACUUGCUGCUUCGACACCAUCAACAGUUCUGUUCAUAAAUUAAAAUCAAAAUAAAUCUGUACUGAUAAUGCAGAAUUUACUGAUGGAUAUAUACUGUUAUGGUUCAUAUAAUUUUGAAUGAUUGCAGAUAGUGAAAGUCAGGAAAUUUCAUUGGGGGUUUAUCCUUGAAAA